Dendronephthya gigantea is the source of this 877-nucleotide messenger RNA. Its product is annotated as charged multivesicular body protein 1a-like. The transcript has 8 exons. The record is from RefSeq and is a predicted model, not a curated record. Gene Ontology annotation, cellular component: ESCRT III complex; multivesicular body. Lineage: Eukaryota; Metazoa; Cnidaria; Anthozoa; Malacalcyonacea; Nephtheidae. Gene Ontology annotation, biological process: endosome transport via multivesicular body sorting pathway; protein transport; late endosome to vacuole transport. Bases 197 to 808 code for a protein of 203 amino acids.
GAAAAAUUCCGAUACGCGACGAAGGUUCUGUUUUGCUGUUUACUUUCAAAAAUAUUCUCAAGUUGAUCUAGUUUUGGAAUAGAGAAUUUUCUUGAAGUAUUCUUCACUUUUGCAAGGGAUUUUACUAAGUUAAACUAAUCAAAUGAUUGUCUGAAAAGCCAUUUAUCAACUGCAGGUUCACCUCACCGCCUUCAAAAUGCCGUCUAUGGAAGAUACAAUCUUCCAAUUGAAGUUCACAACAAAACAACUUGAACGUUUUGCAAAGAAAUCUGAGAAGGAUCAGAAAGUUCAACAGGGAAAGAUCAAGAAAGCGCUUCAACAAAAAAAUGUUGAAGGAGCCAGGAUUUAUGCAGAGAAUGCAAUCAGAAAGAAAAACGAAUCUCUUAAUUACCUUCGACUUGCUUCACGAGUUGAUGCAGUCGCAUCCAAAGUUCAAUCAGCGAUGCAAAUGAAGCAGGUGACAAAGAAUAUGGCUGGAGUUGUGAAAGGUUUAGAUAAAGCUGUACAGUCUAUGGAACUACAAAAGAUUACAGCAACAAUGGAGAAGUUUGAAUCACUUUUUGAAGACCUUGAUGUUCACUCACAGGUUCUUGACACAGCGAUGGGUGAUGCAACAACCAUCUCCACACCAACAAACCAGGUUGAUGCUUUAAUUAAUCAAGUUGCUGAAGAGAAUGGUUUGGAAAUGCUGGAACAAAUGGAAGCAGCGAAACCUGGAACAUCCUCUUUGAGAGACACAGCCUCAGGGGAACGAACACAGGCACAAGAAGAUCAACUUUCGAAAAGAUUGGCAGCAUUAAGAAGUUGAUAGAGGGAUGCAAGUAAAAUCAAUGAAAGCAAUCUCUUUUAUCCAUUUCUACUUAAAAAGUACAACUCU